AAUUGCGGAUAUCACGGAAGUCAGAAAAAAUCCUGAGAAACCGGAAAUCUCAAUCCAACAUCCUUGUCUUGAAUUGAUUUCCUUUUUGUUAUGUGGCGUAGCGUCUUUUUUCCGUAGUGGUAGUCGUGUAUUCAAUUGUUUAUUUGAUGUAGGUGAUAAUAUAGAAGAAGCACAUCUUGCAUCACUCGCUGGUCGUGAAGCAUUGUUUUCUUAUAAGAACUAUAAUUGUGAUGCUAUUUCGUGACCGUUGGUUUCUUCGUCUGCCGCGUCAAUCUUCGCCCUUUGUAGUGGCGAUUCUUAUUGCUGCGACAGGUUGCUGGUCGAUAGUUGUGGCGAACCCUCCUCCUUAUCAUGCAAAUGUACGGCAUCGGCUGCAGCGGCACUUCGAGUGGCCGGAGCCGUGCGACGAUGUUAGACAAGAAGUACCAGCCAUGGACCGUUUGACACGACGAAAAUUUAUAUGACAGAGGAAUGAUUACUCAUACUCAAGAGCUAGACUGCCCUCUAGGGAGUUGUGUAUGUAUUUACCCAGCUAGAACUGGAUUCUGUUUCGUACUGGAUCCGGUCUCGUUCUUAGAGAGUGAGUAAGACUUCUUCUGUCAUAUCUCAACGAAUUUGUUGAAAGCGGUGGUCCAUUUAUUCUUGGCCGAGGAAGCAGGGUUGCACCCACUGCAGAUGAUUGCGGCACAUUAGUCACACUCACACUUUGCAUCCCCCGCAUCACUCAGACGCUCGGGCGUCUUUUUCUAAUUUCAUGUGAAAACACCUAGGUGAUACUUGUAAGGGUGUUAGAUAAACUAGGGCUACAAAAGCUGUGUUUCUAAGAAGCGAGAAAAGAAGAUACCGAGCAUCAGCAAGACCUGCUGGCGAUCUUAGACAAUGUCCGCGUACCUCACUUGGGAUUGAGUCACCUGUCAUCGAUCACCCUUCCCCUUCUAGCACCACGCGACGAUGCUGGAGAAGGGUCCGUCGAUGUUGAGGGAGAGGAGGAGGUUUUGCGCGAGACGUGGUCGGAGCCUCACUGCUUCGCGACAGCUGCGACAGUCCACGACGGAUCAAUUUCGGUCGCUCUUCGUUUCCCUGGGUCGCUUUCUAAUGGGUCUUCACGAAAGCACGACGACACCGAUGAUAGAUCACCUGACUUUGUGACAACACUGCAUCCUGGGGACCUGCUGAUUUAUCCACCAGCAACACAGUUUCGAGAAUUCCGUGCAUUGUCGAGUUCUGCAGGAAGCACCAAAGGGAGCAGGAGUGUAGAGCAAGGGUUUCCGCAAAUGCAGCGCGUGGCGGUGACCGCGCCGCUUCCGGCACGAUUAUUGCAAGUCCUAGGCGGGGACACGCGUGGAGGCGCCUGUCGCGAGGUGCGACGAGACCUGGCGUUGCUGGGAGUGCAGUUUCCUUUGCUACCGUCGAUGCGAACCGCAGUCAUCGAGGCCGCUAAGCGAGUUGCUGAGGAGAUCGAUACGGAUGCCAAUGGCGCGGUGGAUGCGAAUGAAGCUACUGCUUACUUCAAAAGCACCAAUGUCGGGCGCGGCGCUGCGCAGCCCUACUUUCCGGACCUGCUCGCGUACCAUGACCUCAAUCGCAAUUCAAAGUUGGAAGCAAACGAAAUCAUUUCCGGGUUAGCACAGUUUUCUGUUGAUCGUUUUGAAGCGCGACAAAAAUAUGAGCAGCGCAGAGGGAGUAAGGAGAAUACCUGAGAAACAUAAAGAAUCAUGUCCAGCAUGACGAGAACACUACUGUGGCAAGAACUUACACGUCAAUAAACAUGGCGUGUACAGCACUAGCACCAUUGUGGAAGAUUCUAAACUUGAGACCAACGCAUACGGUGAUACGAUGAUCGCAUCAUGCCCCCCGCGACCUUUCUACUGCAUACAUCGUGGAAAACUAAACGAAUGCUCAGGGAUGAUAUCAACUACACACUAAGCAUUUGGAAGUUGUAAUGAUCUUUGUUCGUGUAGAGAAAUGCGCAUCACAGACUCACGCAUUCACUAUCAAUUGUUGCACCAACAACUCUAUUGGAUGAAGAAUCGAAGAGACACCUUGCAUCCGCAUAUCCAGUGGAG
Molecule: messenger RNA, 2066 nt
Organism: Amoebophrya sp. A25
Lineage: Eukaryota; Dinophyceae; Syndiniales; Amoebophryaceae
Source: the annotation of a GenBank genome assembly